Messenger RNA from Paraglomus brasilianum, 196 nucleotides. Lineage: Eukaryota; Fungi; Glomeromycota; Glomeromycetes; Paraglomerales; Paraglomeraceae. The record is from the annotation of a GenBank genome assembly.
CGCCUCGGUGACUGAUUUGAAGGCACAGAAAUACUUGAAAUGGGUACAAGAAGAUGGGUAUGAGUUGAAUCAACGAUUACAUGUCUCAAAGGCAAUGAAAUUGGUUGCCGAGAAUUUCAAGACAACCUAUUACUAUUAUGUUGCACUUGUGGAGGACGAUUUCCCGUUAUGUGAAGGCAAAUACUUACUGUUGUGA